Molecule: messenger RNA, 1099 nt
Organism: Pan troglodytes (chimpanzee)
Lineage: Eukaryota; Metazoa; Chordata; Mammalia; Primates; Hominidae
Product: protein VCF2-like
Exons: 1
Coding region: 595-726 (43 amino acids)
Source: RefSeq, a predicted model, not a curated record
UAAAAAGAAAAGUUGUUUUUUAAUGGAUUUAAUGCUUAAACAUAAAAACUAAUAAAAUUCUUAGAAGUAAACAUAGGGGAAAAGUUUAUGACAUAAGUCUUAAAACUUUGCUUAAGUAUGACAUCAAAUUCAUAAGAAACAAGGAAAAGAACAAAAAAGAAAGGAACUACAUUAACCUUCAAGUAUUCUACACAUCAAAGAAAACAUUUAGUGGCAUACAAAUGUCACCUAAUAAGUGGGUGAAACCUGGGCAUGCUGGCUCAUGCCUAUAAUUCUAGAAAUUUAGGAGGCCAAGGCAGAACGAUCAUUUGAGGCCAAAAGUUUGAGACUAGCCAUGAAAAUAUAUCAAGACCCUGUCUUGUAUAGGGUAAUAUAUGUGCAUACAUACAUACAUAUAACAAAAAAGUGUAAAAAUAUUUUCUAAUCACAUAUUUGGUAGGUGUUAAUUUCCGAAAGAUAUAAACUCCUAAAAUUCAACAACAACAAAAUGUUAAUAACUUGAUUUAGAAUGGUAAAUGUUUGAAAUGACCUUUCUCCAAAGAAGACAUAGAAAUAACUAGGUAUUUAAAAGGAUACUCGUCCGAGGGCAGGACUAUGGGAGGCUGCCCUGUACGGAAAAGAAGAAGAAAUGGCAGUAAAGAGGGCAACCAUCAUUCCACCCAUCCCAAAAGGAAUAAGAGAAACCCUAUCUUUCAGGAUUCUCAAGACACAGUUUUCAUGGAGUGAUAAUGAAAGGAGCAGCAGCCGCCUUAAUAUCCCAGAGAGAGCAGGUGGACCAGAAGGCAACUUAAACCACAUUGUUACUGAACCCAAUGCAAACUUUCCCCAGUUCUUGCAUGAGGGGUAUGUACCAUGCCAAGGUCUUUACUCCCAUAUCAACCAGACCUUGAAGGAGGCUCACUUCAACAGCCUGCAGCAGUGAGGGCAAGUUCCAACAUGAUGAAUUAGGACUUCCUUAUUCCAACCUAAACUGUGUUUAUAAAAGUAAUUGCAUACACACCAAAAAAAAGUCUAUUGGUUUUUAAGUCUACAUUUUAAGUAACAAGUUAAUGGGCAGUUGUUUAAUUGGGGUUUUACUUCACUGCUGUACUUUUAAAGG